Aspergillus campestris IBT 28561 is the source of this 543-nucleotide messenger RNA. RefSeq lists its product as uncharacterized. The transcript is spliced from 2 exons. Bases 100 to 348 code for a protein of 82 amino acids. The record is from RefSeq and is a predicted model, not a curated record. Lineage: Eukaryota; Fungi; Ascomycota; Eurotiomycetes; Eurotiales; Aspergillaceae.
AGAGUGACUACCAGAGAGACAAAUAGCCGCUUUCAACCCAGUUCUAAACCAUUACAAAAACAAAGAUCUUACCAUAUCCGUCUAUAAACAGAAAACAAAAUGUCCGACAACGUCUCCGGCGCCGCCAAAACAGUGACCUCCACCCUGGGCAACGCCUUCGGCGGCGUCUCUCGCACCGUCGGGGGCGUCACGGGCGCAGCGGGCCGUGGCAUCGGCGACACCAUCAACAGCACGACGGGCAGUAUGGGCAAGUCGGUGGGCAAUGCCGUGGGGAGUUUGGGGAGUGGGGUGGAGGAUGGGGCGAGCAGGGUCGCGGGGGGGAUUGAGAAUGCGGGGAAGUGGAAAUAACUUUUCUGUCUUUGGGGUUUAAUGUUAUAUGUUGUAAAUAGUCUUAUUUUGAUUCACUUUUCUUUUUGUUGAGCAUGGUGUGGGUGUCGAUGUUUAGUGUAUAAGGUAAUUUGAGGAUGUAGAUGGACGGUCGGGUACAUAUAUCCUUGUUGAUCCAGAGAAUGACAUACGGAACUAUUCAGCUAUCAAUUUCCC